AUGGCAAGCGGAGCCAGGCCCUCAAGCAACCAACGUAAUGAGAGUGCUACGUCGGCGCCGAAAAAGACGCGUACGCCACGCGGCCACGAUCAUUGCAAUGAAUAUGUAAGUCGCGUACCUUGAUUAUAUGCAUCCGAAACCACGGCAGAUCCACGGCUAUCGUGGGCUUUUGGCUCUCGUAGAUGUACAACUUUGUGCCUUUUUAUCUCCUAUAUUUUAAACGAAGUUAUUCUCUGCUGGCUGCCGGUUUAUUGUGAACAUUUUGAGCUGACAAAAGUUUACUUCUCUUUUACCGUACACGGUCCAGGUUUUUCCUCCGGACCCAGAGAACUUUCGGAAAAGAUUUCUCUCGUGACGAACCCCCAAAUAAACCGAGAGACAAGAAAUCUUUUUCCAACCUGAUCAGUGAUUGGUUCAGCCAAUUCGUGACGCUCUUCAAGCGUUACAUUUUUCGUACCAUAAAAUUUUUUGUGCUAUAAGUGUAACGCCAUUAAACGGGGCUUGAAAGUGCAAUAAAAACAGUGACCGACGACCGCCUGAAAUCUUUUUGAUUGUAAUUUAUUGACAGCAUGAAAUCAGAGUUGCCUUGUGUUAUAUAACAUAUAUUACAGUGCGUCGUGUGCGGAGAUCGCGCCUGCAACCACCACUACUAUGGCGUGGCCGCGUGUCAUGGCUGCAAGUGUUUCUUUUGGCGUUCCGUGAAACAACAACAACAAUACGUCUGUCGAUAUGAUAAAAACUGCGACAUUAGUCCGAGUGAGUUUCUUUUUGAAAGGCGUAAAAAAAUUUUUUGAGUGAAAAAUAUGUAAAUAAAAAUGAAAAGACGUUGCAUUUAUUACACAUUAUUCAUUCAAAUUCCGGUUAUUUUAGAUCAUCGAAACUCAUGUCGUUAUUGCCGCUUCCAGCGCUGCCUUGCCGUUGGAAUGCAACCCGAUGCUGUUCGCAUGCAGAACACCACACGCACCGAGAAACGCCCGGCCACAUCCAGCACCACCGCGAAUAACGCGGUGGUCAGUAGCACCGUUCUCGACUCCUCCACUGGGCCCUCCUCCAUCGAGAGCCUGGAGCUGAAGCCGUACAUUGAGGUAGGGGUUUUAUGAGUCCUCAGAAAAAGACAUUUUAAUAACGCUGGUCCUAAUAUAAGUUUUUUAAGACCGCCGAAGCCAAGAGAGCCCGCGCCGACAAUGAGACAAUGGUACGCGCGAUUUUUGAACUCGAGCGUCGCGUGAAUGAAGUCGCCGACUUCAGCGAAAACGAAACUCCUUACGAUCUCUGCUCCUUGGACGAGAUAUUCUCACGGCCCGAGAUUUUGGAACGUUAUCGGACCAGUGUCAUCUACUGUGUCCGCCUGCACCGUGCAACAACCGAAGAACUUGAAUUCUGUAAAUAUCGAACCCUAACCAAAGCUUUUGAUAUGGUCUACUCGCUGGAGAGCCUUGGGAUGUCGCCCAUCUCCAUCGAGGACAAGAUCACCCUUCUCCGCAACAUCUACGGACAACUCACCGUCUUCGACAUUGCCUAUGGUACUGUUCAGGCGACAAAGGACAGAAGUCUGCUUUGUCUUCCGACCGGAAUAACGUUAUCCACCAACGAACAGAUCCAAGACAACUCCUUCAUCAACCAAGGCCUGAUCACGCAGAUCGCGGGGGUCUUGGUGACCGCCUUGUCGAAGGCCGAGCUCACGGAGGAGGAAGCCGGAAUUCUGAAGGCAAUCAUCAUUGCCAACGACGGUGUUCAAGGCCUUUCGGUGAAUGCGGUCGAAGCGAUCGGCGCCCUCCGCGGACGACUCCACUCCGCCCUGCACCAAGUGUGCUCGGUGGGGCAGUCGGCGGACCUGGCGACGCAACGCUUCGCCGCCCUGUUGCACAUCCUGUCCAAGCUGGUCAUGCUGAGCCACGAUCUGAUCGAGCAGUUCCGCGUUCGCUUCACCUUCCAGCACUUCGAAAGCGAACAGAGCACGACGCCGUUGUUCUACGAGCUCUUCGGCGACCUGUUCUAUCAGACGCGCGAAAACAGCACCAUCAUUGAGAAUAUCCAUACGCUGGCAUUGGCCAAGGCAAAGAACAGGUCAGUUAGUGAGAGUGAGGACAUGUCGUGUUGAUGCCGUUCUAACCCUAACUAUUUUUUGGAAUAAACAAUGUUGUGAAGUCUUAGUAGUAGUUUCUGUAGUGUUUGAGGUGUGGACGAAGAGAAACGAUCAUAGAAGUCUCGAUGCCUUAAAACUAAACGCCAAAGUAGAUUUCAGUAGGAAUGACAGCCUCGAAUUCGAAUCAUCAUCAAAUAGGAUCGUCAAGACUCAUUUUGGCUAAUAAAAUUUUAGUGACUUUAUGAGCAGUGCCAUUGCAAUAACAACAAUAAUUCUUGCACUUUCAGCCCUGCCACUGUCGUGACCGGAUGA
This is a messenger RNA of Bursaphelenchus xylophilus (pine wood nematode), 2398 nucleotides long. NCBI's taxonomy places the organism in Eukaryota, Metazoa, Nematoda, Chromadorea, Rhabditida, Aphelenchoididae. The record is from the annotation of a GenBank genome assembly.